Neolamprologus brichardi is the source of this 8287-nucleotide messenger RNA. RefSeq names its product cilia and flagella associated 54 (gene cfap54). The record is from RefSeq and is a predicted model, not a curated record. Gene Ontology annotation, molecular function: protein binding. Lineage: Eukaryota; Metazoa; Chordata; Actinopteri; Cichliformes; Cichlidae. Gene Ontology annotation, biological process: cilium assembly.
ACCAUGGUGAUGUGUCUUGUCCCGGUCUCUUACACUGGAGCAGUUUUGUUGGUGUAGUUGGAAAUAACCAACAUAAAUGUGCUAGCCGGUCAGAAUCGUUUUUGUGGACGCAGAAAUGGAUUUACCAGCGUUGUAUUAUGGGGAACUUGAUCAAAGAAACCCAGUACUUUCAGCUUUUAAGCGAGAGAUUAACUCGUUUAUAACGCUGAUGAAACAAGUGGCUUCGUCGAACAACCAGGACAACAGCACUUAUGCUAAAGGGAUUAAAAUCCUGGUGGAGAUAUGGAAAAAGUUCAAACAUCGACUGCCUUUGAAACUGUACCAGGAGCACAUGUUGCAUAUUGCAGAUUUUCUCUUUGGAAUAAAGCUGUACCAGCUGGCUCUAAGGCAGGGCUACAGUCUCCACCUGUCACAGUUCAGCUCAGUGAAAAUAACUGACAUCACAAAUGUGGAUCAGUUUAUGGCCUGCUUCUUCCCCGAAGGGCUUGAUACAGACCAAAAUAUCUUUGCCAUGAAGGUACGUGCCAUGCAGGGCUGUGCCCUGUGUAUAUUUGAGCUGGAGAGACAGCACAGUUUCCUCAGCCAAAAGGGGCUCUGUAAACUGCUGCGUGUGCUGAACUUCACGAGGACCAUGAUGCAGGCAUUUCAGCAACAUGAGCACCUCUACUGGCAGAUAUAUAAUGGUUCAUUACACAUUUACAAUGUCUGCCGUUAUUUGAUGACUAUGCAGUGUAGCGCGCAGGCACUGGAGUACCUCCUGUGGGCAAGCAUCAGUUUGGAGUUGUCCAUCCCUCUGAUGACAGCUAAGUAUCUGCCAGUGAUUGUCACACUCUACUGUGCCGUCUGCCAGUGUUACUAUGACAACCAUGCUGAGGUGCAGGCAGAGGAAUUUGCCCGGAGAGCCCUUGGAAAAAUCAACGAAUUAGCAAAACUCGGGGAGCACAGUGAAGUUCCUGCCACCAGAGAGACUCAGAGAGCUUACAAAGAUGCCUCCAUCAAGCUUGGUGCCAUGAUUUUCAAGCGAGCAGCAUUUGAGACCCGAAAGAGACCCAAAACCCUGUACAAGAGCAAAAUCAAAAGCACCCUGAAGGACAUACCUAAUGUGCCAUGGCCUCGUACCCCAACAGAGCGCCUGCUAAUAGGCUUGUUUGAGUGCAGUGCAGCACAGUUCCUGGGCAUUUUGGAAGCACUCUGGGACAGCAACAUGCGGCCACUUCAAAUGAGAAUGCCUGAAGAUCCGGAGCUACAAGAGGUCUACCUGGAACUCUUGUCUGCUGGAAUUAGUUUGUUAUCUUGUGUCACUGGUGAGCAGAGGUAUGAUGACCACCCGUGCCUGUCUCCUCUUGUACUGACACAGAAUUCGACUCUGAUAGAUCUAGCCAUUUCAGGAGAAAACAAAAUACCCAUCAUAUCUGCAGUGAGGUUCAUCAAACUGCUGUUUCAGUACAAGCAGCUGGAUGCAUUUACUGAACUCAGCACAGAGAUGCUGCAGGUUUUGACUAGUUUGGAUGGCCAAUCAUUCAGGAGGGAAAAGCAGGAGCUUGCUUUGCUUCACAGUUUCAACAUUUUGCUGUCUACCCAGAGGAGCCCUCCUAAAGAAGACAUCACAAGCAAAGACCAACAUAAGGCUUCACUUUCUAUGAGUGAUAAACUGAUGGAUCUGGUAGAAACCCUUCACAAAUCCGUCUGUGAUUCUGCUCCUGAGGUGCAGCCAGAUGCAGACCUGAUUCUGGAUAUUGUGUUGUUCCUGUGGGGUAAGAUGAAAGCGGUGAUACAGAGAGAUCCUCUGCAAAAUCAAGAGAAGUGGUUGUGGUGUCUUUAUGUGUUGUAUGAGGUGGCCCUCGCCUGUGACCUGGCAGCUGUUGACUGUAUCAUGAUAGCAGAGAUGAGCCACACAUUGGGCAGGCUGCUUGAGAAUGCAGCUGAAUAUUUUCUUGAAACUUCAACGUCAGAAGUUUGCGAAAGACACUGUGAUGAUGCAAAGCCAAACUCUUUCUCUAUUCUUGAGAGUUCAAGCACAGAGCUGCUUCAGAAAGUGUGUGAGGUGGUAAAGAGGGGUCUUGAAGCUUUGGCAAAGGUUGCGGCUAUGCUGGCCCCCCAGGACUGCUCAGCUUUCACUGACUUUGCGUUCAUGCAGAAAUUUAGUCCCCUCCAGUCAUCGGCUUUUUCCACAACCUCUCCAAAAUCAUCAAAACACAGAAAUGAAGACGAUGGAGUAAAUCUGAAAAAAGGAGAGGUGGAAACUCAGACAGAAUCUGACUUUAAUGGCUGUCGACAAACUGAAGCCACAUGCACGUAUCUUUUGAUCAAAGAUCUCCACCUAGAGUUGGACAUUAUCCUCCACAGGGCUUCCCUCAAGUUGUUGCAGCUAAAUGCAGUUGUAGAGUCUGAACUGUUGGACCGGAUCAAAAAAAACAAGGUGUCCAAAGCUCUGUUCCUGAUCCAGAAAGCUUUGCUGGUGUACAACAACAUGGAACAAAGUGACAUCAGUGAAACCAAAAGUCUGCUGGAGGAUGCUGCUACCCUCAUAGAGAAAGCAGGUAUGGAGGAGAGAAAAGUGUACAUGUCCUCAACUCCUAAUACUACAUCUGAAGAUAAAGGGAUAGUAAUCAAGGAGGACAGACAGAGCCCUCCACCUCCUCCUGUCCUACUCUCACGCAACGACCACUCCAUGACCUUUGCCCCAGCACCUUAUAACUUAGAGGGACAAGUGUGCUGGUACCAGCUUUGCGGUCGGGUAGCUGAGGGCAUAAACCGGAAAGUCCGGCUUGGAGACUGCAGCCUUCCAGGAACUGGAAAUAUGGUACCUGCUGUAUCUGGUGAGUGUGUGCUGAGGGUGGAGGGUCUGGAGCCCAAUCAGAAGUAUGUGUUUGCUGUUGCAGCAUACAACAGUCAGGGAGAGCUACUGGGCAGCACUAUAGGGGGGACAACAUUACCACUGUUGGCAUCCAUGCCUGUACCGCUGCUCUCUGCUUGGGCUCAUUUGGCUAAGGUGGCUUUUCAGACAGAGCAGUAUGCUGUAGCAAAAAGAGCCUGCAGAGAACUUUGGAGCCACUGCACCUACCCUGACAGUGAGUCCAACAGCACAGAGGGCAGACUAGCCACCACAGGACUACACAAAGAAAUCCUGCAGUACUCCUCUCUUCACUUGUGUCAGCUGUUUCUCACGUCCAUCUUCAUAGAGACAGAGAUCAACAUUCAGCAGGGAUCACUCUAUUGUGACUCAUUCAGUGACAAUGGACCAUUUAUCUGGGAAAAAGAAGCCAGACUGGCAGAAUGCGAGCGAAUGCUGGUGGCCAUGGACUUGGCGAUGUGUUUGAAUGAUGCGGCUGCUGCUUUGCAGGCUGCAGUUAGCUGCUACGGGCUCCUGGCACCUAUAAUGUUCCAUCAGAUUACUUGUGACUCUGUGGUGCAAGUACUAAAAAAAUGCUUGAUGGUUUUGGAGGAGAAUUCAGGUCUUCUAAAACAAAAAUGGACUGGAAACACCUCAGAAUCUUUUAUCCACAUGAUAGCCUGCAUCACCUACUACCUGGCAAAGACGUUGCGUGAGCUCAGGAAACACGAGAUGGCCAAAGCACUGAUGGACUGUGGCUGCAGGCUACUUCAGGAUGUCUAUCAUGCCCAGCUGCAGAUUAGGAGACUCACCAAUCAAUCUGAGGGUCGUAAAACAGCAGAUCAAGCCACAGUCAAGAGUGAGAUGAAAAUAAGUCGUCAGCUGAAGGCACUGGAAAGAAAGAACAAGGAAAUAACAGUUUCAAAUGGAACACACACCCCAGAGCCUGAGACUUCUCAGACACUAACCGUCUCAGAAGAUCCAAACUUAUUGUACGAGCUGAUCUCCAGUGGCACAUUAAAGGAUGCCUACAUGCAUGUAAUGAAACUCCGACGCAAGGUGUAUUUUACUGAGUUUGCUGCACUGCUACUCCAAAGAACCAUGAAAGAAGGCCAUAUAGACCUUGUGUUGGAAUGGGGGCAGAGCCUGUUUCAGUUUCUUUCCAGCCGUGACGAGGCGAUGGUACUGUCCGCUAAAUGUUUGGAGGGGCACGGUCAGAUUAGAAAAAGAAGUGGAAACCAGAAUGCAAAAGGAAACGAAACCUCCCAGAACAAGAACUCUUCUUCACAUGAUGAUACAAGAAAGAAAGCAAAGCAUAAAUUGGCACAGAAUAUGCUUUUGAAAACGAGGACUCACAGGGAAGUGCUGGCUAUGGAGAACUCGCUUGCUAUGAUUUCAUCUGUGAUGCAGCGCCGAAAGAAGAGGCUACAGCUGAGGCACACUUGCGCUGUGGAGAGGGUGUGGAGAUAUCACCUGAACUACUGCAUGGCUCAGGCCCAUUUAGCAGUGUUUUACCAGCGUCUGGCCCAACAACACAGAGGAGACCUGGAGCAGAGAUACAGCCAGUUUCACCCUUUGUGUUUUUCUCUGGCUUACUCUGGUGUCCUGGUAUGGAGGAACAACUUGCAGCAACAUGAGUUGGAGUCUUCAAAUGAAGCUGUUUUACUUGAAGACUCAUCUGAACACAUGGACUAUGUGAUGACAGCUCACAGAGAUAGAGGAAGAAAGGAAGCAGCUGAUGGCUCUGUCGCAGAGGACAGAUGUAAGGAGGGAGAGGGCUCUCCUCAUUCUGUGGAACAGCAGAUGGAGGCACAGAGGUGCACUGGUGCCACACUGCUGGAGUCAAUUAACAAAGUUGCUGUGCAUCUCCGGAGAGCUAUGGUGUUGGCUCAUCGUGGCAACCACUGGACCACUCUGCAGUGUGUGUGUCAGGCACUGUGGGACCAAAGCUGCAGAAUCACUGUCCUUGUACAGAGAGCUGCUCAGCUUGAAACUCCAUGUACGAUUACAGCAGAACAGCUACACAGUAUUCUCACCCCACUGCUGGUGCUGGCCACUGACUUCAUCAUGGACAUGCUGCAAAAACUAGGGCUCUGGAGUUUGUAUGGCAGUGACUUGACUGAAGAUGAGCUAGAGUCCAGUCUCCACUUCUCAGUCCCACUUGAUGAUAGCACCCAGGUGGAUCUGCGUUGGGUCCGCACGUUGGUGUUGCACACUCUUGAGCGGCUCCAUGACAGUGGCAAGUGGGAAAGCCUGGCCCACUUUGCUUUACUUUUCAACUCAUACACACGGGAUCGGUAUACUGUUAUCGUAACUCCUCUGCUUGUCCACGCCCAGAGGAUGUUACUUGAAAGAAUAAACUCUUUUGGAGGCCCUUCAGUCCCACAGCCACACCAUGUCAACACACAGAAAGCCACUGGAAAAGAGGUGACCAAUAAAAGUUAUGCAGGCUGCCAGCUUCUCAGUGGUCGGAUCCAUCACGCUGCACAGAAACGGCACCUUCACAAAAAAGCAGCACUAACAAACUUGAUUCCUCGAGAUCUUACAGGUGCAGAGAUACAGCACGCCAUGUCCCUUGUUUGUGUCCCACUGGAUGUAGAGGACACGCUGAGCUGUUAUCAUCAAGCUCUUGAGAAAAAACCAUAUUGUCUUCAGAUGUUCCAGCACAGUCGCUCACUGCUUGUGCUGCUUCUGGCAAACACACAACCCUGUUUUAUGAUACCGACGCAGCAUUGUCGGAGCCGAGGUCUCAGCCAUUCAGCGAGCUUUGUGAAUUUCAGUCCUGUUGUUAUGCCCACUCCAAACAUCCAACCAUGUGACCUGACAGAGGAGGACUACAGUACUCCAGAUGCUAUCUAUGGCUUCCCUAUCAGCCGUGACCACUUGCAGACUAUCAUUUCUGCAUACUCCACUUCUAUAAAAUACCUGAAGGCUAACAGCCGUGACUCCCUCAGAGUUCUGGCUCUGCAUGAACUGGGAAACCUACAGUUCUACAGUGGAAACACACGAGCUGCUCACUCAUGCUGGAGUAAAGCCGUAGAUUGUGCCUUGCAGAGCUCAGGUGUUUUGGAGAAAUGGGAUGGCGCGUCGCUUGGGAAUGGCUCCCUGCAAGAAAUUCUAAGGCAGGCUGGAAUGUGGGGAUGUCUGCAGGCGGCUGUGGUCACUGCUAAGAUAGCACAGUUUAUCUUAACUUCUGAUAUCAACCAGCGGACAAAGUACUGUCUCCUGUCUGCUUACCUGUUUAAGAGUUUGCUGUGUUGCUCCAUGGCUCAACCCCAGGCAGACCUCCAGUACGCCUCCUACAGCAUCGGAGAUGAGUUGCUCCCUGGAGUUGACCUUUUCUCCGAACCCCACAGGCUUCACCUCGGCACAACUGUGUCAAGCCUGAACUUUAUUUGCCACUGGCUUUUAACCACUGGCUACUGCAUCAUGCUGCUUCCUACACUAGCCCUCUAUCUACAUUUUGUGGGGACUGUGUGCAGAGACGUACAGCACACUGUUAAAGGCAAAAUAUUGAAGAUACGUGCCCUUACUGAACUGUGUCUGUUCGCUGAAGCUGUGAAGGACGCAGUUCAGCUCACACGUGGAACAGGUGUCCUUCUGCCUCAUGGACAAUACAUUGCCAGUGCCUGUGUCCAACCUACAAAGACAUUCUGUAGCAACAAGUCUCUUCUGGACAAUGCAGAGGCUUUGGAGGAACUUGUGAACUGUGACUUUACUCCAGAAGUCUGCACCCUGUAUGGACCAGCACUGUGCCUCAGAUUUAACCUUGCUCGUGUUCAACUAGUUCUGGCACUUACUAAUGCUAUCGCAAGCUAUCCUGUGCCAGAUUCUGUGGAGGGAGAAGUUUGUAUCAGUGUAACAAGUUGUUCGGUGGACCCAAAAGAUGAUGAGCAGGACAGUCCAGACACUGAUGAUUACUGUCCAAAGACAGGAGAACAGAAAGUUUUCAAUCUUGAUGCUAAGAAUCUAACCCCAGAAAGGAUAAAGUUCCUUUUGCUGGAACGCGCCUCCUCGUGGUUAAACACCAUUUCAGAGCAGCUUGAAUCUCAUUCCUUGUGCAAAACGGAAACCCUGGAACUGACGAUAGAAUCCAAUCUUCUAAAGGGCAACCUCUACAUGCAACAAGGACAUACGGCACUUUGCUUUGACACGGCAGUUUCAUCUUUGAAGCUGCUCCAAACAUCACCUGUGACUGUGAGAGGAUCCGGGGCUGAUGAUAAAGAUUUUGGUGAGUCAGACGCCCAGAAUGGAGACUGUCCCGGAGUAGUUGAGGCCAAUGAGAGGAUUGGAGUUCAUCUGUGGUUACGUUGCCGCUUGGCUCUGGUCCACAGCCUGGUUGCCCACAACCCUCGCACCAUUGAGCUUUUACCAGGUAAGAACAUUAAUGACGAAGCAGCCCGGGUGUUACAGGAGGGUUUCGAUGAAUGUGCACUGUGGGGAGACCUUGACAUUCAAGCCCUGCUGUUGGUUGAAGGUGCCAGACUGGAAGCCCGGAGAGGCAAGACUGACAACAGCAUGACAAUGCUGCAGAAAGCAGUGAGCCUGCUGUCAGGACGGACACGCUUGCCACAGAAGUCUGUCAUUACGCUGGCUCAGGCCACUUUGCUGCUCAGUGACUUAAGAGGGGCACAGAGUAUCACACCUCUACAGCUGAUGCAGAAACUGCUGAAAAAGCAGCUGUGUGAUUUUGGUGAAAGUGUGGAAUUAGUUGAUGGAAAAAUGUGUUUCUUUCCUCCCGGACCAAGCAACAUCUACCUCCCAUACUUCAACAUACUAAACCAGACCAGUUUGCAAAUUGGCAACAUCAUGGGUCAAAGUAAAAUGGAGACACAGGUUUCUGCAAGCCAGUCAUCAUAGUCCACUUCAAGGCAGACUUUGACACUCUAUCCAGAAUGAGAGCGACUCGAGCAAUUUCAUCUCCAAGCAAUCCAACCACCUCCAGUCCUAAAUUACUUAAAUGCAUCUUUUGUGCAUAUUUAACGAUAGAGAUGGAUGCUGAAGGCUUUUAUUUUCCUGGAGACCUGGAGUCUUGUGGAAAAGUUUGUGUAGCAACACAUUAUUUUAUCAACUUAGUUCAUAUGAGCCAAAAUACUGUAUAGUUUCGCAUUUCUGGAUAUUUUAAGUCACUUUUAGUUAACGUCUAGAAUAAAAUGAAAUGGUAUGCAUUAAUUUAGCACCUUUUAAUCUAAGGUACUGAAAGUUCUACAAAGCAUUGAAAUGCAAAUGUUCAUUUAUCAAGUCACACACACCAAAAAGAUCAGCCAUGGGUUUGGUGUCUUGUCCAAGGACACUACUAUGCGUGAAAUUGCACAGGCUUGAACCACCAACCCUGCAAGCUACCCCACAGCUACACGGUGCUACCAGAACUCUGUGUAGUUUUUGUUGUUCUUCUUGUAUGUUUAUCUGCAUCAGUAAAUGGGUCAAAUAAAAUAAACACAAAAGAAAAGAGUA